AUGCUGUUAACUAAACCGAACAAGUUUCAGAUCCCACCCCCUCACCCUGUGUUACUAAAGCGAAUUAGAGAAGAAAGGAUGAAACUGACGAGCUCAUUUGAGUCAGGUAUCAAUAUCAUCGAUAUUGAAACAUCAUGGGAGAUAGAUAAGUUCAUAUCUCAUCACUUCAAUACUUCCAUCGGAAAUGUUUUAAAAUCGAAAUCCAGCAGUAAGAAAAGACCUAUGAACGCUUUUAUGGCAUUUCGUACAUACUAUGCCCAAUUAGGCACCGGCCUCAAACAAAAUACACUCUCCGUCAUUCUCUCAGAAGCUUGGAACGCCCCAGAAACGGAUCAAAAUAUUUGGGACAUAUUCGCGCAGCAGUUUAAUUUUGCGAGUCCUCGGUGUGGGUUUGUAAAUUAUAUAAUGGCCCAUGCGUCCUCAGCGCCAUGA
Nakaseomyces glabratus is the source of this 432-nucleotide messenger RNA. It is a transcript of the gene MATalpha1, whose product is annotated as transcriptional co-activator mating type protein alpha. Gene Ontology annotation, biological process: positive regulation of mating-type specific transcription, DNA-templated. Gene Ontology annotation, cellular component: nucleus. The record is from RefSeq and is a predicted model, not a curated record. Gene Ontology annotation, molecular function: DNA binding, bending. NCBI's taxonomy places the organism in Eukaryota, Fungi, Ascomycota, Saccharomycetes, Saccharomycetales, Saccharomycetaceae.